AUGUCCACCAGAAUCAGCCACAUCGAAGAAGUAGCGGGCUACGAAAAUGACAUGGAGUCGCAGGCAGUUGAGCUGCACAGUAACUCCAGCACCCACGGGCAUAACAUCCUAGUUCGUCGAGUAUACAAAGACGAAACGGGGCAGUUCUGCCGCGAACAUUUUCCCGUUGAUUCAUCGAACCAAGGCGAGGACGUCUUUAUCAAACUUAAUGGGACGAGAACCACAAGCGGCUGGUCCAGCUUUUUUGGCGCUUUCAUACAGGCAGCUCUUAUGCGAGGCGAUUCCGUAUGGAUUAUAUCCGUAUCUCCACUCUCAAGAAGCGGAAGCAAUAUGCUGGACCUGGAAGCCCAGACAAGGAGCCAGAGAGUCUACAUCAGCCAAGGCGAGUAUAGCGAGGCUCUUACAAAGGCAUUCUACAACCCACAACUGCUCCACGCCGCCAAGGACUUUAUCGUCUCCAAUUAUGAGGAUCUCAUUCAGGCCGAUGAUGUCCUUUGGGCCGAACCAAAAAGGGCGUUAUGUGUGGUAAAGGUUUUCUAUCCGCACGCUGCGGUAGUGUGGUUUGGUCUAGCGUUUUCUUUCUCUGCAGUCAUAGGAAUAACUACAGGUGUUGUUGGUCACGAUCCAAAGCUUGGGCUUGCUGCUGGUACUGGUGCGUUGGCUAUUCUCGGUGCUAUACAGUGGGUUUUACUUUGGCAGGCUCGCUCGACCGCCAUGUAA
Clonostachys solani is the source of this 720-nucleotide messenger RNA. The record is from the annotation of a GenBank genome assembly. Lineage: Eukaryota; Fungi; Ascomycota; Sordariomycetes; Hypocreales; Bionectriaceae.